UUAUUUCAGCUGCAGCAGUCAACAUCGACCAGCCAAGUUUAUCGUUAAGCUUUCCAAGCAUAUCCUCCACUUUUACUGCACUUCUCGUAUUUCCUUUUCCCCUUCGUCACUUCUACCACGUUAUUAACAACGAGGGAAGACGAUUUGUGGCAGGCAGCGAUGGUAGCGUAGACAGCGCAAUCGGAAUUGGUGAAUUUAUUUCUUCAUGUAGUUGGUGUCUCUCAGCGCCUGCGCACCUACCGCACGCUAUCACCGUACCGCGUCUUCCGUUUGGGGGCGAUCGCGUGCAAUCUGUAUCGUGUCCGGGUAACAAGCAACAGGUGCCAGCGCUGGCCAACUGCUUUGGUCGGCGUUCCGUGGCGACGGCACGGGACAGUGUUAUGGCGACGGGAUGAAGGAGUGUGACGCGACAGACGCAUCUAACGAUUACCGAUAGCCGAUAGGACAUCGAGUCGUCCUUUUCCCCGAUGCGCAGCCUGCCCUACCACUCGCUGUCGCCGGUGGGCGGCCGCUUCCAAGCGCCGGACCCCGACGGCGACAUGGCCCGCGUGCGGCGCCACUGCUACGUCGUGCUCCUCGUGCUGGGCCUCUUCGUCCUCCUCAUCCUGCUCCUCAGCUCCCACGGCCUGCACAGCAUGCUCCACCCCCUCGCCGCGCCGCGGCCCGCCCCCAUCAUCCUGGUGUGGGACCGCCAGAGCCGUUUACUCGACUACAAACCCUACCGCGAGCGCGCCGAGAUCGUCAGGAAACGGCUGCCCUGCGGCUGCGACCUCACCUCCGAGCCCAACGCCUGGAAGCUGGCCGACGCCGUCCUGGUCAACGCCUUCUAUCUGCGCCGCAUCAACGACCUCUCCCACUUCUUCCCCAAACGACGCCACGCCCGCCAGUUGUGGGUCUUCUACAUGCUGGAGCCGGCGCAGCUGACCGGCGACAACCGCGACGCCGCCGUCUUCGCGCAGCUGAAUAACCAGUUCAACCUGACCAUGACCUACCGGCAGGACUCGGACAUUCCCAUCGGCUACGGAUUGAUCCGCCCCUACUACGUCGACGAUGAGACCGCCAGCAGCCCGCCGGCGCCGCUGUACGAGGACUACACCCGCGGCAAGACGCACCUCGUCGCCUGGUUCGCCAGCAACUGCCAGGCCAAGUCCGGCCGGCUGGACUAUGUCCGCGAGCUGCAAAAGUACCUGCCGGUGGAUAUCUACGGGGCCUGCGGCAACCUGCGCUGCCCCAACGCCACCGUUAAAGACUGCAACCAGCUGUUGACGGAACGUUACAAAUUUUAUCUGUCUUUCGAGUCGAUGCUGUGCCGCGACUACAUCACCGAGAAAUUCUUCAAUCCCAUGCAACAGAUCGUGGUGCCGGUGGUGUUGAGCGGCGCCAACUACAGCAGCGUGCACGCGCCCGCCGGCUCCUACAUCGACGUGCGCGACUUCCCCAGCGUCAAGGCCCUGGCGGACUACCUGCUCUUCCUGGACAGCAACCCCGCGGCCUACAACGCCUACUUCGCGUGGAAGGCGCGCCUCAAGGUGGAGCGGCGCGGCGUGUACUCGGGCCACCUGUGCCAGCUGUGCGACCGGCUGAACGGCCACGGCCACGGCCACGCCCAGGCCGGCCGCCAGCCCACCUCCUUCUACCCCGACCUGCUGCAGUGGUGGCACGCCGAGGCGCAGUGCCGGCGCGGCCGCAUCCGCAACGGCACCUGGACAACGACGGACUGAAUCCGCUGUGAUAACUCCCCGAAUCGAAGCAAUCGACCUCCGUGCCUUGCCUCGCCUUGCCGGCCUCUUUUCUCUGCCUCUCUCGUACUCCCACCGCGCUGGACAAGCUCUUGUUGACGCGCUAGUUGGGCUAAUCUUCCCUGUAUUUUCUCCGUUUACAAAUGCUCGUAGAAAUUGCUUUUAUAAUCGCGAUUCUUCCUGUGUACCGGCGCGGCUGACUGCGCCGCUGUUGCCGUGCAGCGUCGUUGAUUAAGAGUUUUACAAUGGAUUGAACGAGAUUCACGGCACAUCAUGCGUACACGUUUUGCGCUGCCAUUAAUUACGCUAAUGGUGGUUUGUAUUUGUCAAUGGGACUUACGCGUCGCAGUAGGGGAACUUGUUGUAGCCCUUGUAGUUCUUC
This is a messenger RNA of Paramacrobiotus metropolitanus, 2121 nucleotides long. Its product is annotated as alpha-(1,3)-fucosyltransferase C-like. Lineage: Eukaryota; Metazoa; Tardigrada; Eutardigrada; Parachela; Macrobiotidae. Gene Ontology annotation, cellular component: membrane. The record is from RefSeq and is a predicted model, not a curated record. Gene Ontology annotation, molecular function: alpha-(1->3)-fucosyltransferase activity.